Messenger RNA from Cavenderia fasciculata, 624 nucleotides. RefSeq lists its product as uncharacterized. Bases 1 to 624 code for a protein of 207 amino acids. The record is from RefSeq and is a predicted model, not a curated record. Lineage: Eukaryota; Evosea; Eumycetozoa; Acytosteliales; Cavenderiaceae. Gene Ontology annotation, biological process: protein homooligomerization. The transcript has 4 exons.
AUGAAUAAUAAUAAUAAUAAUAAUAUUAAUUUAAAAAAAAAGGUGACACUAACAUUUGCGAUGGGACCAGAGUAUACAACUACUUUAGAAACACUAACUAGGGAAAAAGGAUCAUACUUUGAUCGUUUACUGGUACCUGGUACUGAUCUAUCUAAUAAGAUAUUUGUUGAUAGAGAUGGAGAGCUAUUCCAGUAUAUCCUCAGAUAUCUUUGGGAUUUAGAUAGAUCUGUAUUCCCAAAAGACCUUCAAAGGGAUAUCAAAAGAGAACUAAAGUUUUACAAAAUCAAUGUACUAACUUGGUUUGACGAAACUAAACAAAAGAUAUGCACAGUUCCCGACACAAUCUCUAAACAAUAUAGUAGAUCGAAAAAGGCUGCAUUCAAUAUGUUUGACUGUAUCUAUACAUGGCUUUGUUUGGUUUUAUCAAAAGUUGCAAAGGCAAUUGGUUCCUUUAUCAACUUUGUAGGGUUUCUCUUGCUCGAGACCAUAAAGGGUAUUCUUUUACUUGCCUUGUUUUUAAUGACUAGUUUCUUAUCAAUCAAUUCAACUUUGGGUAAUAGGAGACAAAAUUUAGCAUCCGGUUUUGUGUUUUUUAAAGAUAUCACCUUCUUCCUCAAACAUUAA